Molecule: messenger RNA, 954 nt
Organism: Penicillium canescens
Lineage: Eukaryota; Fungi; Ascomycota; Eurotiomycetes; Eurotiales; Aspergillaceae
Product: AN1-type zinc finger protein
Exons: 1
Coding region: 1-954 (317 amino acids)
Cellular component (GO): cytoplasm
Molecular function (GO): zinc ion binding
Source: RefSeq, a predicted model, not a curated record
AUGGCCCCCAUAACAGCAUCGAAAGGGCGCAACCCCUCACCCAAAGAUGAAUCCUUCACGCAAAUGGCAGACACAGACCUCGAAUCAAUCGGCCGCCAUUGCCAAUACGAAUACUGCGGCCAACUAGACUUCCUCCCCUUCCGCUGCGAAUCCUGCCACAGUACCUACUGCCUAGAACACCGCUCAGAAACGGCCCACAAAUGCCCAUGCGAAGGCGAAUGGGCACGCCGCCGCAACGGAACAGCCACCAACAACCAAGAAAACCGCACCGCCCCCGAAAAACCAAACAUUUACAAUUCAGAGCAGUGCUACCACGUCCAAUGUAAAACCCUCAUCAACACCUUCAAAGACCCCGCCGUCCGCUGCCCACAAUGUAACCACCAAUACUGCCUCAAGCACCGUCUGCGCGAGGAACACGAUUGCGCCAAGAUUACCCCGCUGGGCGCGAGACAGAGCAAUGGCGCUAGCGCUAAUGAUACUAUCAAGUCGAUGUUUGCGCGCGUUCGUACUUGGGGCCGUGAUAAGCAACAGGCGGCUGCUAGUGGGACUCUUUUGCCAAAGCCGAAGCCUAAGCCGAAUAGUCCUGCUGCGCGUGCCGUUGCGCUUAAUACUUUGAAGCGUUCUGCGAAGGGAGAUGCUUCUGUUCCGGCGGAUAAGAGGCUUUAUUUGCAUACUGUUGGGACGGCGGAGACGCAGGCUGCCGAGCCGCCGGCUGGGAACUUUUAUUUCGAUUCACGGUGGAAGGUUGGUCGUGUAUUGGAUGAUGCGGCUAAGAAGUUGAGGGUGGAGAAUUUGAAUAAUCGUGUUGGUGGUGAGGAUGCUAAGUUGCGCAUCUUUCACGUUGAGUCUGGGGAUUUCUUGGAGUUCUCGGAUUCUAUUGGUGCUGGGAAGGUUAAGCAGGGUGACACGAUUGUGUUGCUGCGUGGUGCUGGGGUUGUUCUCGAGAGUUCGUGA